Molecule: messenger RNA, 1272 nt
Organism: Didymodactylos carnosus
Lineage: Eukaryota; Metazoa; Rotifera; Eurotatoria; Philodinida; Philodinidae
Source: the annotation of a GenBank genome assembly
AUGCCACGAACAACGUCCGCGAAAUUCACAUUAGUUCAGCAAUUAUUCAAGACCAUUUUAACCUCGAAAGCAACAAUUCAUUCGUGGGGUUCAAUCCGUGAACUGGAUAAUUUCGUUCCGUUUGGUUUAUUCGAUGAAUCACAAAUUUUAAAUGCAAACUCCAUCGAUCAACAAAUAAAUUAUCAUAUAAUAACCUUACAAUCCAACUGUCAUUGUGAACUAUGUAGUCAAAAAUUAGAGAACGAUCCAUUUUCACUUCAAGACGCAUUAGUCCAUUCGAGCCGUUUAUUUCUAAACAAGCAGUAUACGAUUUCCAAAUUUGAUUGUGGCUUGGAUCUUCGACUUUUCUCACGUACUCGAGAACAAACAAUUCAUUGUAAACGACUCAGUGACUAUGCAGCAGCCGAUUGUCUUGCGAUUCAACAUUUGUUCACAAACGGAUUUUUAAAGGAUACCCAACUUCAUUAUCGUCAUCAUUAUCCAGAUUCAUCACCGUCUCCUCAACAUUAUGCCCCAUCACCACUGGCACCACCCCUCACUUCAUUACCAUUAGUAGACAACCACUAUGAAAUGAUUUCUGAUGAUGAAAAUAAUAACAGCACAACAGAACAACAACGUACAAAUGAAGGGCCAACAUGUUUAAGGAUGAUUCUCAAACGUCCAGAACUUUGGAAACAAGCAGAAGAUUCUGAAGAAGAAGAACAAACACCGCCACCAAAAAAAUCUCGACGACCGAUUUCGAUCGAAGAAUAUAGACAACGACGGGCAGUAAUAACAGUAACAUCAAUGACGUCUCUCGCUCCCGUUUCGUUAUCACCAAAGCUUUUACAACAGGAAUACGAAGAAUCCCAACCGUUAAAAGCAGUAGAACAAUUCACAUUGCCUGAAUUAGUCGUUAAUACUUCCCCCGUUUCCGUGCGUUCGUCGUCACCGUUGCCACCCUCUUCGAAUCAACAACUAAUCCCGGUUGAAACACCACUGUGUGCUCCAACUUCAGUUCGACGCAACCCUAGUUCAAAAGCCAAGAAACAAAGAGACAAUAUCAAAAAAAGAGACAAACUACGACGAAAACAAUAUCAAAUUGAAUUCGUACGACGAAACAUCCACCAAUAUUUUACUCAUACACGUGUGAAAAAUCUUAUGCAUCAAGUCAACAUUCACAACAAAAACGUUUUGAUUAAUACGAACGGAAGAAACAACAAUAUAUCUCAUUACAUUGGUCUACCAAAUCUUGAAGCUCAGCAACAUGCUGAACAAACUUUAACUCCAUAG